Molecule: messenger RNA, 2811 nt
Organism: Zea mays
Lineage: Eukaryota; Viridiplantae; Streptophyta; Magnoliopsida; Poales; Poaceae
Exons: 3
Coding region: 139-2220 (693 amino acids)
Molecular function (GO): zinc ion binding
Source: RefSeq, a predicted model, not a curated record
UUGAAUUACUGUCAGGUCCCACAUUGUCUUCACCGCAUAGUUCAAGUCCCUUACGUGGUCAGACUGCUAAUAAGGUAUGUCUCCCUGCAAUAUUGUAAACUAUAGUGAGGUUAGCAAGGUAUGUGAAUUCAGUUGGUCAUGCAGGACAACGAUUGGGAAUUUUUUGUACUAAGCGAUUUUUUGAAUGAGGAAGGGAGACGUGAUGUUCCAAGUGAGAUGCAAAUGUAUUCUGAACUAGGUCUCAAUGAAGAGGUCAAGGCAAAGGAAAAUCAAAGAGAUGAAUCCGUUUUAGGUGGUACUAGUAAUUUGGAUCAAUCGGAGCCUAUUAAUUUUGGAGACAAUAGUAUAGACCAACCAAUGGAGGACUUCCUACCAAAUGAGAAGAGGGUUGUGUAUGAUAAAAUGAAUCCGUCAAUGCAACCUGGUAGUUUGUUUCCCAACAUGAAAGAAUUUCGAAUUGCUAUGAGGCAAUAUGCCAUAAAACAUGAGUUCGAGCUAGGGAUAGAGGUAACUUCUACUACCAGAUACGUCGGAUAUUGUAAAGGUGAUGAUUGCCAUUGGAGGAUUUAUGCACGGGAAGAAAAGAAAGGUUUACCGACCAUUGUGGUUGCUGUAUUGCGUGAUACGCAUACUUGCACAUCUAGUGGAAGGAGGAAGACGACUACACCAAGUUGUGGAUGGGUAGCUUUUCACGCUUUACCACUUCUUAUGAAGAAACCCCAGAUGGGUGCCAAGGAAUUGAAAGAUACACUUGAAGGAAUUCACAAUGUCACUAUUGGGUACGACACAGUUUGGAAGGGCAAGGAGAAGGCAUUACAAGAGUUGUUUGGCACUUGGGAGGAGAGUUUCAAGCUCUUAUUCUCUUGGCGGGAGGCAGUCCUUGCUAAGGAGCCUGACAGCAUUAUAGAGAUCGAUGUGGUGUUAGAGGAUGGGAAGUACUAUUUCAACCGUUUCUUUUGUGCCUUAGGACCUUGCAUCUCAGGGUUUAGGGAUGGUUGUAGACCAUACAUAAGUGUCGACUCGACCGCACUGAACGGUAGAUGGAAUGGCCAGCUUGCUUCAGCAACCGGUGUGGAUGGCCAUAAUUGGAUGUUUCCUAUAGCAUUUGGGUUUUUCCAAACUGAGACAGUUGAAAGUUGGAUUUGGUUCAUGUCCCAAUUAAAGAAGGCUGUUGGAGAACAUGGAGUACUAGCUAUUUGUUCGGACGCUCAAAAAGGCUUAAUGCAUGCAGUGACACAUUGUUUCCCUUAUGCUGAGAAGAGAGAGUGCUUCCGACAUCUCAUGAACAACUAUGUCAAAAGCUACUCAGGUUCCGAACACAUGUAUCCAGCUGCAAGGGCAUAUAGGAGGGAAGUGUUUGAGCACCAUGUCAGCCAAGUAAGAAGUAUUCCUAAGAUAGCUGAAUAUUUGGAUCAACAUCACAAUUUUCUUUGGUACAGGAGUGGUUUCGACCCAUCUAUUAAAUGUGAUUACAUAACAAAUAACAUGGCUGAGGUCUUUAACAACUGGGUGAAGGAUCACAAGGACCUACCUAUUUGUGACUUAGCUGAUAAGAUUCGAGAGAUGACCAUGGAGUUGUUUCAUCGAAGGAGAAAGAUAGGGGAAAGACUGCAGGGAUUGAUCUUGCCAUCCGUUAUGGCUACACUGAAAGCUCAGACUAGAGGAUUGGGCCAUUUGACAAUUGUAAAAAGUGACAAUUACUUGGCAGAGGUGAGGGAUAGUAAUAAUUGUUUGACAAAACAUGUGGUGAAGGCAGAGUCGAGACAAUGUUCUUGUGAAGAGUGGCAGCACACAGGAAAACCUUGUCAACAUGGAUUGACAGUGAUUAUUGCCCAGGAUGUAAGAAAUGUUGCUAUGGAGAACUUUGUUGAUGAGUAUUAUUCUGUAGACAAGUUUAGAAAAGCUUACAUGGGUAGGAUUCAACCUAUUGGUGACCGUUCUUUUUGGCCGAAGGUGGAUUUUUCAAAGGAGGUAUGUGCACCAAUGGCUAAAAGAACGGUUGGACGACAAAGGAAAAACAGAAUGAAGAGUUGUCUAGAGGGUGGCAGUGGGACAAAAAGAAAGGUCACACAGAAUGCUCAAGGAACAACUAAGAUAAAAAGACAGUACACUUGUCCAAGCUGUGGUCAACUAGGUCAUCGGAAGACCAGUUAUAAAUGCCCUUUGAAUGGAACAAAGAAGAGGAAGAGGAAACCAAGGAAGAAUACUACGAAAAAUUAGAUCCCGAAAGAGUUGCGGACUUCUACAUCACAACCUAGUACUUCAAAUAAAGAUGUAGAAACUGGUGGCGAUGAACUAGUGCUUGUUCAAACCGGUGGCCAAGCAGACAGCAAUGCUGAUGCAGAUCUAGUGCUUGUUCAAACCGGUGGCCAUGAAGACAGCAAUGCUGAUGCAGAUCUAGUCCGUGUUGAAACUGGUGGCCAAGCAGAACUUGUGCGUGUUGAAACCCCUCCUAGUUAUCCACCCAGAAGUUUGAAGUGGCUUGUGAAGAAAAUUACUCCGAGGAAGAAAAUGAAGCGUGAUGUGCAAAGGGAGUAGCUAGAAGUGGCUUGUGAAAUCUGUGAAACAAUCUGUUUUCUGUUCUCCACCCAGAAGCGUGAAGCGUGAAGUGGCUUGUGAAAUCUGUUUCUAUCCGUUUGUGAACAAUCUGUUUUCUGUUUGUAUCCGUUUGUGAAAUCUGUUUGUAUCCGUUUGUGAACAAUAUGUUUUCUGUUUUCUAUUAAAAGUUCUAGUAAAAGUUCUGUUUUCUGUUUUCUGGAGACUGCCAAAACAGCUGUGAAAACAUGUAAACAUGAAGAAAGUUCUGUUUUC